AGUUUUUUUUAAGCUCUGAUCCUUAUGAAUAUGAAAACCUAUUUCAGGUUGUUCUGACUUACAGCUAUCUUAAUCUAAGUUAUACAUUUUUCAGCAUAAUUCCCAUAUGUGUGAUUGGGAUGUGACUAGGUAUUUAAUAGUUAUCAUCAAUGACUUUCAGAAUAUAAAAUGGCCAUUGAUAGAUAUGAAUCUAUCUCAUCUGAGACAAGAUAGUUUGUUUCCAAAUUAUCAAUUCAAACUGCAAACAUGAAUUCUGUUCUUAUAGUAGAAUAUCAUUGCAAAGGGAUUAUUCUUCAAGUCUCAUUAAACUGUAGCAUAAAGAAAACUUUUGUCUGGUUUAGAAAUACAUUUCAGAUUACAUUUGCUAUGGUUGAGUGAGUGAAAUAUAUUAAUGAAAAAUUUUGACAAUCUAGCACUUAUAUACAGCUCUGUAUAUUAGUAUUUAAUUGUAAAAAUCUAUAAGUUCUAGAAAUUUAACAUUAACUUUUUCAGAUAUGGUGCAGGAUAUACACUAACAUUAAGAGUAGGAGGUGAACUUUCUAAUAUGAGAGAAGUUGCAUCUUAUAUUGAAAAAACAUUUGGAUCAAUGGCAGUUCUUCAAGAGCAACAUCUGAAUCAAAUGGAAUAUCAGCUAGCACCAACUCUCUCUCUUUCUCAUGUAUUUAAAGAAUUAAAAAAUGCCACUAGGCUACUUGAAAUAGAGGAUUAUUCAAUUUCACAAACAACUCUAGAUCAGGUUUUCAUCAGUUUUGCUAAAAUGCAAGCAGAUGUCAGUGAAGAACUACCACAAACAACUUUUCAAUGCAUCUUCAAGAAUGGAGUUACAUUAAAUAAGAAGAAGAAAAGUGGCCAAGGAAACAACAAAAUUACACAGCAAGCAGGAGAUAUCGAGCUGUUCAUCCGAAGACCAAAUCCCAACAUACCACCCGAGCUAGUGUGAAUAAGUGACUUGCCAAGUUGUUUUGUUUCAUAUUCAUACAUUCACUCAGGACCUAAAUAUCUUGGACAUGUGAAUAUCCAAAUGCCAUUAACCCAAUUCAACAUGAUCUUUUUUAUUUUAUAAUUCAGUUGAGGCAUUUAGUGAAAUUUAUAUUUAUUAAAUAAUGCAUUUCACAGUUGAAACAUCAUCUCCCAAAUCAAAGUUUCACUUCCUAUAUUUUACAGAACUGUUCCUAGCACAUUUAUCAGGCUACUACCUAUUUUUACAAUGUUAGAUUACAGAAAAGUAUUUAUUAUUAAUAUACAGAAAACUAUUUUUUAAAUCAUGCCCCCCAAAAAAAUAUCAAAUUUGAUCUUUGGCUAUCUCUAAUUGAUAAUUUAAGAGUUGCCAGCUAAAAUUAAACGAAGCUUGCCAAUGUAAUAAUUUAUACAUACACACAACAGUAUAUAAAUUCCAGUUUUUGGUACACGAAACUGGAUGUAAAAGUUUCCUGUGAUACUUUCGUUUUCACACUCCCGGUAGGCUUAUCCUACUGUGUAUAUGUACAUAAUUUUGUUUAUUGAUCUGAUUUCUUUUAGACAAUUGUAUACGUGCAUAUUAUUUUUUUAGGCAGUUGUUUUUUGUCUUCCACAUCAUGCCAAGUUCCCAAAUUGUGGUAGGCAUCGAGUCGGAAGAGUUGGAAUGUAGAUAACCUUGCGCGUUUCAGUUUAGUUCAUGUCACCAUCAUCCUGUUCAUUGUAAUAUAAUUAAACACAUUGUUAUAUGACAGAUCUUAUUCAAAGUUGUAAAAUUUUUAAAAAAGUAUUUCCAUUAUAUUCCUGGAGAAAAGAAAAAGAACUAUUUUAUUACCAUGUUUGUUUAGUGAUAGUUUAGUUCCGAUUGUUGAUUGUACAUUUAUUGAAACGGGAAUCUUUCCUCCACAGAGGACGUAGUCAGUUUUAUUUUGUGUGCUAGAUACAUUCCACGUGCAUUGGCACAUCUCUAGCUUUGGAGAAUAAACCCUGUUCUUUCUUUUAAUAUUUACAUCCCUUUGGAAGGGCAUUUGUAUUUGUUUUAUUUUAUGUAGUAGUCAAAUUAAUUGCGUCAUGCAUGUGUCUGUGAUUUUUAAGUGAUACUGUCAUAAUAUAUUUAGUAUUUUCCUCAAAUUGCUGCAUUUGCUUUCACUACGGGUUUCAGACAUUCUGUCGGCAGUUCAGAAUAAGAGAUUGGUCUCUGAUGUGUUUAGAAUUUUGAUGCAUGUCACACAAACGUUUGAAAAAAAAUCUCAAAGUUUUCAGAAUCCUCACUUUUUAUUUUUAAAUAUUGGUAGCACUUGCGUGCAAUUAUAAUUAAAUUGUUUUUGAGUGAUAUAUUGUGAUCUUAUUUAUCAUAAAAGUGAUAUUUAAAAAUAUAUAAUUUUGUGAAUGUUUCUUCAAUUUCACCUAAG
This is a messenger RNA of Centruroides sculpturatus (bark scorpion), 2366 nucleotides long. RefSeq names its product ATP-binding cassette sub-family A member 2-like. The transcript has 3 exons. The coding region runs from base 545 to 940 and encodes 131 amino acids. The record is from RefSeq and is a predicted model, not a curated record. NCBI's taxonomy places the organism in Eukaryota, Metazoa, Arthropoda, Arachnida, Scorpiones, Buthidae.